AUGAAGGCGGGACGGGGAGGUAGCGGUGCCAAGAAGCCUGGCGCUACCGCCUCUGCUGACGGUCGCGGUCAACGGUCCAUUGCCUCUUUCUUCGGAGGCAAGGACCCAUCAGGACCAGCGGGGAAGGCUUUACCUGGGGGCGGCCAGAGAUCCAUCUCCUCGUUUUUCGGUGCAAAAGGAAAGGCUGCUGCUGCUGCCGCUGCUGAGGGUGGUGCGGGUAAAUCCGAGGUCGAGAGACCGAAUCCCAGUGCGGUGGAUAAAGCAAGCGAGGAGUUGAAGGAAACGGUAUUGAGGAAGAAGGAGCCUCUAGAGUCAGUAGCAGCAGCAGCAGAGGCUCCGGUGCCGACACAGACUAGUAAAAGGGCUGCUGAAAACGGGGAUGGAGCAGUGGCAACUGCAGGGAAAGAAGGCAUCCGCGCAGAGGAGGCAGUGGCGGAGGAGGCUUGGGGGGAAGAGAUGGCGGACGCGGAAGCAGUAGGGGGAAGGGAAGGCGGAGGGGGGAACCCAGGGGGAGGAGCGGGGGAAGCAGUGACUGGCGGAGCUGGCGCUAGGCGGUUGAAGCGGCUUAGAAAGACGCCUGUUGACGCAGCAGCAGAGACUGAGGAAGCCAAAACCGCCUUUGACGCCCUAAAGCAAGCAAAAGGUCGCACAGAAACGAAAACCAAGAGAAAAACCAGGGGGAAGGGGGCGGGGGCAGGAGGCGCAGGAGGAGGAGCAGGCGAUGGGUUGGUGGCGCUGGCAGCGAAGCUGGUGCAGUAUGAUCCGGUGGCGGCUGCCACGUGGAAGAGCGGCGAGAAAGUUCCUUUCCUCUACCUUGCCCAGGCAUUAGACAGAAUAUCCAUUGAAUCUGGACGGCUGGCGAUCACAGAGAUCAUGUGCAACGUGUUCCGCACAGUCAUGGCCACGUCACCAGACGAUCUGCUGCCCAUCGUGUACCUGGCGGCCAAUCGCGUCGCGCCACCUCACGAGGGUGUGGAGCUGGGGAUCGGCGAUGCGACUAUCAUCCGUGCUCUGGCUGAGGCGACCGGGAGGAAGGAGGCCGUGGUUAAGUCGGAGUAUAAGGAGUGUGGCGACCUGGGGCUGGUGGCGAAGGCCAGUCGCACCACGCAGCGCAUGAUGAUGCAGCCGGCGCCCCUCACGUGUCACAAGGUCUUUGAAGCCUUCCGAUUCAUCGCCAAGGAAUCGGGCAGUCAGAGUGUGGAGAAGAAGCGGGCGCGCAUAAAGCAGCUGCUGGUAUCGGCACGGCAGCAGGAGCCGCAGUCCAUAGCCCGCCUGCUGCAGGGCAAGAUGCGCAUCGGACCGGACUCACACCAAGAAGGAAGCCCCUCACCUAUGCAUUCCCCCGAACGCCCCCCACCCACCCGCCUCCUUCCCUGUGACCGCAGUCAGAGUGUGGAGAAGAAGCGGGCGCGGAUAAAGCAGCUGCUGGUAUCGGCACGGCAGCAGGAGCCGCAGUUCAUAGUGCGCCUGCUGCAGGGCAAGAUGCGCAUUGGGCUCGCAGAACAGACGGUGCUUGCCGCCCUGGCGCAGGCUGCUGUCAUGCACGAGGAUUUCCGAGAGGGCGCCGGUGGUGCUGCUGGUGGUGAUGGUGAUGGUGAUGGUGAUGGUGAUGUGGCAACUGGGGGAGGGGCCGAUAGGGAGACGGAGGGAGAGGGUGAGGUGAAAGCACCGGGGGAGGAAGUUCACCCUGAGCGCGCCGGUGGGGCCCAUGCUGGCCUGCUAAACCCCGUCCCUCAUGCGUCCUCCACUCCCCCAUCCCCCACUCCCCCAUCCCCCACUCCUCCCCACUCCCCCAUCCCCCACUCCUCCCCACUCCCCCAUCCCCCACUCCUCCCCACUCCCCCAUCCCCCACUCCUCCCCACUCCCCCAUCCCCCACUCCUCCCCACUCCCCCAUCCCCCACUUCUCCCCACUCCCCCAUCCCCCACUCCUCCCCACUCCCCCAUCCCCCACUUUUCCCCACUCCCCCAUCCCCCACUCCUCCCCACUCCCCCAUCCCCCACUCCUCCCCACUCCCCCAUCCCCCACUCCUCCCCACUCCCCCAUCCCCCACUCCUCCCCACUCCCCCAUCCCCCACUCCUCCCCACUCCCCCAUCCCCCACUCCUCCCCACUCCCCCAUCCCCCACUCCUCCCCACUCCCCCAUCCCCCACUCCUCUCCACUUCCCCAUCCCCCACCCUCCAGGCAGUGCGCAUCAUGAAGCAUGCGCAGUGCGCAUCAUGAAGCAUGCGUACUCAGUCCUCCCCGUCUACGACCAAGCAGUGCGCAUCAUGAAGCAUGCGUACUCAGUCCUCCCCGUCUACGACCAAGCAGUGCGCAUCAUGAAGCAUGCGUACUCAGUCCUCCCCGUCUACGACCAAGCAGUGCGUAUCAUGAAGCAUGCGUACUCAGUCCUCCCCGUCUACGACCAGGUCGUCCCUUCCCUCUUGAAAGACGGCAUCUGGGCCGUGCCUGAAGCAUGCCAGUUCACCCUGGGAGUGCCGGUGGGGCCCAUGCUGGCCAAGCCCACGAAAGGCAUAUCGGAGAUAUUGGAUAAGCUCCAGGGACUGACGUUCACGUGCGAGUACAAGUACGACGGGGAACGCACACAGGUGAGACACGUGAGAUGGGUGAGUUUUCUCUUCCUCCUUCAAGGCAGCAUAUGGGCUGUCCCCCAAUCAUGCCAGUUCACUCCGGGAGUGCCGGUGGGGCCCAUGCUGGCCAAGCCCACGCAGGGGAUAUCGGAGAUUCUGGACAAGCUUCAAGGGCUCACGUUCACGUGCGAGUAUAAGUACGACGGGGAAAGGACGCAGGUGCAUGGCUUGGCGGACGGCACAGUGCAGAUCUACAGCCGCAAUGCGGAGUGCACCACGGGCAAGUUCCCAGACCUCGUGCAGGCCGUGCAAAAGCACAAGAAGGCCCAUGUGGAGACGUUUGUGUUGGAUGCAGAGGCAGUGGCAUAUGACAGGGAGAGCGAUAAGAUCCUGCCCUUCCAGGUGCUCACGUCUCCUCCGUUUCCCCUCUCCUUAACUUGCAGGCACAAGAAAAGUCACGUCGAGACGUUUGUGCUGGACGCAGAAGCGGUGGCAUACGACAGGGAGAGCGACAAGAUCCUGCCCUUCCAGGUGCUCAGCACACGCGCGCGGAAGGGCGUCAUUAUGAGCGACAUUAAAGUGCAGGUGGGUCACAACGGGCGAGUUGUUGCCUUCCAGGUGCUCAGCACACGCGCAAGGAAGGGCGUCACUAUGAGCGACAUUAAAGUGCAGGUGGGUGCGGGGGUGUGUGGUUGGGCGCGGGAGUGGGGGGUGGGGGUGUGUGUGGGCACGGGCGAGGAAGGGUGUCACCGUGUGCAUGUGUGCAUGUUCGCAUUCGAUCUGCUCUACCUCAACGGCCAGCAGCCAAAGAGACGUUGUUUUGACAACUCAACCCCCAAUUCCCCCCUUCUCCUUUCCCUCCACCAGGUGUGCAUGUUUGCAUUCGACCUGCUCUACCUCAACGGCCAGCAGCUGCUCACAGAGAAGCUCGUGCGCCGGAGGGAGCUGCUGCUGGAGUCGUUUGAGCCGGCCAAGGGCGAGUUCCAGUUCGCCACGGCCAUCACGACCAGCAAGGAGGAGGAGCUGCAGGUGUUCUUCGACGACGCCGUCAACCACAGGUGGGGGGGGGGGGGGUUUCCUUCCGCCCAGUUCGCCACGGCCAUCACCACCAGCAAGGAGGAGGAGGAGCUGCAGACAUUCUUUGACGACGCCGUCAACCACAGCUGCGAGGGCGCCAUGGUGAAGACCCUGGAUGUGGAUGGGACGUUACGAGCUAUGUCUUGCUGUGAGGGUGCCAUGGUGAAGACACUGGACGUCGAUGCGACAUACGAGCCGGCCAAGAGGAGCAACAACUGGCUCAAGCUCAAGAAGGACUACAUGGAAGGGUUCGUUCCACAUGGUGUGGUGGCUUGUGAUCCUUCACUCUCUUCCCUAACUCCGUUCUCACCCUUACUCUCCUCCCUAACUCCGUUCUCACCCUUUCUCUCCUCCCUAACUCCGUUCUCACCCUUUCUCUCCUCCCUAACUCCGUUCUCACCCUUUCUCUCCUCCCUCACUCCGUUCUCACCCUUUCUCUCCUCCCUCACUCCGUUCUCACCCUUUCUCUCCUCCCUAACUCCGUUCUCACCCUUUCUCUCCUCCCUAACUCCGUUCUCACCCUUUCUCUCCUCCCUCACUCCGUUCUCACCCUUUCUCUCCUCCCUCACUCUGUACCCUGCAUGCAUCCACCAGGCUGGGCUGGGCGACUCCUUGGACCUGGUCCCCAUUGGAGCCUUCCACGGCCGUGGCAAGCGAACAGGUGUGUUUGGAGCCUUCCUCCUGGCGUGCUACGACCCGGACACGGAGGAGUACCAGUCCAUCUGCAAGAUCGGCACCGGCUUCUCUGAAGCAGCGCUGGAGGAGCGAUCUGCGUCGCUGCGCAAGCGAGUCAUUGACAAGCCGCCCGUGAGUGCAGUGCCCUACUACCGCUAUGGGGAGACGCUAGGAGUGGAAGUGUGGUUCGAGCCGUCAGAGGUGUGGGAGGUGCGGGCGGCGGAUUUGUCCAUUAGUCCCGUGCACCUGGCGGCAGCAGGGCACGUGAAUGAGACGAAAGGGAUCGCUCUGCGCUUCCCCCGGUUCCUGAAGCUGCGAGAUGAUAAGAGCGCAGAGCAGGCUACCUCCAGUGAACAGGUGAGCAAGGAAGGGGGAGGAGGGGGGUUGAAGAGUGGGGGAAGAGUGGAUGUGCACUUCUAG
Molecule: messenger RNA, 4746 nt
Organism: Closterium sp. Naga37s-1
Lineage: Eukaryota; Viridiplantae; Streptophyta; Zygnematophyceae; Desmidiales; Closteriaceae
Source: the annotation of a GenBank genome assembly